This is a messenger RNA of Hipposideros armiger (great roundleaf bat), 6067 nucleotides long. RefSeq names its product activin A receptor type 2B (gene ACVR2B). The record is from RefSeq and is a predicted model, not a curated record. The transcript is spliced from 12 exons. NCBI's taxonomy places the organism in Eukaryota, Metazoa, Chordata, Mammalia, Chiroptera, Hipposideridae. Gene Ontology annotation, cellular component: plasma membrane; activin receptor complex. Gene Ontology annotation, molecular function: activin binding; activin receptor activity; ATP binding. Bases 382 to 1920 code for a protein of 512 amino acids. Gene Ontology annotation, biological process: activin receptor signaling pathway; cellular response to growth factor stimulus; protein phosphorylation.
CCCCUCCCCCCACCCCUCCCCCCGUUCAUGGCCCCUCCGGACUCGGCCCCUGCGCCGGGGGCCCGGGCCCAGCCCCACCACGCUAUGCCUGAAUCGGGCGCGCCCCGGCCCGCGCCCCGCCGCCGCCCCCCGGUCCCCGCGUCGUCCCGGAGCCCGGGCCGCAGCCUGCGCCGCCCGCAACAGCCCUGAACCCGGCCCCGCCACCCGGCCCUUGGAGCCAGCCCGCUGCCCGGGGACGAAGGCGCAGAAAGUGCGCUGGGAACGAGACCGAAGGAAGGAUCGAGAAGGAGAGCGCAGCCGCCGCCGGGCCCUGCGCGCCCCAGGAGCGCCGCGCGGCCCUGCCCGCGGGCUCCGGGUGUCCGCGGGGCGGCGCCGCGGAACAUGACGGCGCCCUGGGCGGCCCUCGCCCUCCUUUGGGGAUCGCUGUGCGCGGGUUCCGGGCGUGGGGAGGCCGAAACGCGGGAGUGCAUCUACUACAACGCCAACUGGGAGCUGGAGCGCACCAACCAGAGCGGCCUGGAGCGCUGCGAGGGCGAGCAGGACAAGCGGCUGCACUGCUAUGCGUCCUGGCGCAACAGCUCCGGCACCAUCGAGCUGGUCAAGAAGGGCUGCUGGCUGGACGACUUCAACUGCUACGACAGGCAGGAGUGUGUGGCCACCGAGGAGAACCCCCAGGUCUACUUCUGCUGCUGCGAAGGCAACUUCUGCAACGAGCGCUUCACCCACCUGCCGGAGGCUGGGGGACCGGAAGUCACGUACGAGCCACCCCCGACAGCCCCCACCCUGCUUACGGUGCUGGCCUACUCGCUGCUGCCCAUCGGGGGCCUCUCCCUCAUCGUCCUGCUGGCUUUCUGGAUGUACCGGCAUCGGAAAGCCCCCUACGGCCACGUGGACAUCCAUGAGGACCCUGGGCCUCCGCCCCCGUCCCCUCUGGUGGGCCUGAAGCCACUGCAGUUGCUGGAGAUCAAGGCUCGGGGGCGCUUUGGCUGUGUCUGGAAGGCGCAGCUCAUGAACGACUUUGUGGCUGUCAAGAUCUUCCCACUCCAGGACAAGCAGUCGUGGCAGAGUGAGCGGGAGAUCUUCAGCACGCCCGGCAUGAAGCACGAGAACCUGCUGCAGUUCAUCGCCGCCGAGAAGCGAGGCUCCAACCUCGAGGUGGAGCUGUGGCUCAUCACGGCCUUCCAUGACAAGGGCUCCCUCACGGAUUACCUCAAGGGGAACAUCAUCACGUGGAACGAACUGUGUCAUGUGGCAGAGACAAUGUCAAGAGGCCUCUCCUACCUGCAUGAGGACGUGCCCUGGUGCCGUGGUGAGGGCCACAAGCCGUCUAUCGCCCACAGGGACUUUAAAAGCAAGAAUGUGUUGCUGAAGAGCGACCUCACAGCCGUGCUGGCUGACUUUGGCCUGGCUGUUCGGUUUGAGCCAGGAAAACCUCCAGGGGACACCCAUGGACAGGUGGGCACACGGCGGUACAUGGCCCCCGAGGUGCUCGAGGGAGCCAUCAACUUCCAGAGAGACGCCUUCCUGCGCAUCGACAUGUAUGCCAUGGGGCUGGUGCUGUGGGAGCUUGUCUCCCGCUGCACGGCCGCGGAUGGACCGGUGGACGAGUACAUGCUGCCUUUUGAAGAAGAGAUCGGUCAGCACCCGUCGCUGGAGGAAUUGCAGGAGGUGGUUGUGCAUAAGAAGAUGCGGCCCGCCAUUAAGGAUCACUGGCUGAAGCACCCGGGCCUGGCCCAGCUCUGUGUGACCAUUGAGGAGUGCUGGGACCACGACGCGGAGGCUCGCCUGUCUGCGGGCUGUGUGGAGGAGCGGGUGUCCCUGAUCCGGAGGUCGGUCAACGGCACUACCUCGGACUGUCUUGUCUCCUUGGUGACCUCUGUCACCAAUGUGGACCUGCCCCCUAAAGAGUCAAGCAUCUAAGCCCAGGACACGAGUGGAUCUCCAGACUCAGUGGAUCUGAAGAGGAAAAGGAAAAAAAAAAAAAAGUUGUGUUUUGUUUUGGAAAUCCCAUAACACCACCAACAAACACAUAAAAUGCAGCUGCUAUUUUACCUUGACUUUUUAUUAUUAUUAUAAUUAUUAUAAUUAUUAUUAUUAAUAUUAUUUUUUGGAUUGGAUCAGUUUUACCAGCACAUCGCUCUACUGUAUCGCAAACAGCGGACGCGUCAGCAGGCGUUGAGGUGCUGAGCUGUGAACGCAGAACCAGCGCCUGCUCAAGAGCCCCGCCACCUCCUGUCCUUUGGGGGUUCAUUGUUCCCGCUUUCUCUUUGUUUGUCGUCUCAGAAUCUGUGACACAAAGAAACCCAUCUCCUGUCUUAGGAAACUUAAUGCUGCAAACUCUUCCUAGAGGAACCUUUGAAGACUGUUACAUAAGAACAUACCUUCCUCAAAAGAGGAGUUUCCCUCUGCCCUCGUCCUCCUUCCACCCUCCCUUUUAUUGUGUUUUGUUUUUUUUCUCCCUUUUGAGACAGUGAGUUUAAGGAACAGCAGAUGUGUCUUUCAUGGAUUAACGGGUGUUGUCCUGACCGAGGAAAAACUGGCAUGAGGACAAGGAUGGUUUGGACUGGAGUUGGAAGGGGAGGACGGAGCUGGGGGUAGGGUCUGGAGCAGAGCUACACUGGACUCGGGCAGUCGGAGCAACAUCCUUUGCUAUGAGGCUACUUCUCAGGUAACCAGGAAUUGAGGGGAAGGACCGAGUGGAGGCUGAGCAUUAACGGCAAGCGUGGGGUUUGGAGAAAGCCCCAAAGCAGGUGUGGCUGUGACCCAUCUGCUGGCCCUGACCAGUUUUUUUCCACUAACUUGGGCUUGGGCAUAGGACAAAACGUUUUUUUUUCUGCCCUAUUUUAAGGUUAGGUAAGGUAGAAAUCACGGUUUAGUGAGUACAUUCUUCGUAAAACAUGAUGCUGUAAAUAUCUUUAAUGGGGGAGAGGUUGAAAUACAUUGCUUCCUCCUGGAGCAGUUCAGGGAAAUGCCCACAGGGGGCGCCCUGCAGAGCCAGGGCACGAGGAUUUCCUGUGUGGGCCCUACUGAGGCCUGCCUCUCUGGAGACCCUGAGAGUCCUGCAGCGCCGGCUCUGCCCCAUGUGGUGACAUUACUGUCCCCUUUUUGUGGCUCAUGGACACGGCUUUCUCCGGACCCCUUAAAGUGGUGCAUAUUCUAAAAACCCUUUCUCUGUUAUGCCAUAACCUUGCUCUAGUCAGUGAAUGUUCUUAAUGCUGCUGUUUCAACAUUUGAAUUUUUUUUAAUUUAUGAAACAUGCAAAAUUUUUAAAAAACAAAAUGUACACACAUCCACACGUACACACACGCUUUGCUAUGUGGCUUCCAAGGUUUAAAUUUUGAAAAGUAAAAGAAUUAAAACUUCACGACCACAGACCACCUCAAACCAGAAAUACCUCAGAAUUUUCUACUUGUAUCAGUAGCACUCUAGGAACCAACCCACCGUUCCUUUCGCUGUUCCCCGUCAAAGAACCUUUCUCUGCUCUCCAGCCCGUCUGAAUGUAAUUCUGUUGUGCCUUUGUUUUUGUCAUCUGCCUCCCCCCAAAAGCAACUGCUGUAAGCUUUUUUCUACUUAUCUUUUCUAGCCCCACACUCCACCUUUUUCCUUUUUCCCAGCUGUAAUUCCUGGAUGCAGGUCUGCGUUCCAGGUGUUUUAAGAACCAGUUACCUCAGACCUCAUGUUGAACGGUGUCACCAUCUGGGUCCUCAAUACUGCAGGCUUGUAACAUACACAGGCAGGAACCCUGCCAAGUGUGGGCACUUAUUUGUUGUGAAGUAAAACUCUUCCCAAGUACGGAAAGCAGGGGCUUCUGGCAAGCUCUUGGCGGCACUGUGGUGGGAUGGGUCUAGAGUGUCAUCUGAACGGUGCUUCCAGUGUUCCCCUUUCAAUUCUGCCAUUUUCAGUAUUCUCUUGUCUGAAUGGGCAAAGUGAUUCAAUUGACUGGUCUUGCACACAAAUUAGUUCCAAAGAUGAGCUCUUUGUAACACAUUUCCAGUCACUGAAGCUCAAAUGUAGAACAUUCCUUUCAAUGGCAGGCUUCAAAACCCACCAUCCACCACAGUGCAUUUUGGGAAGAUGUCUGUAGCAUAAUGUUGCUGUGAAAUUAGGCCUUGCGGGAUAUGGCUGUUUGUCAUUUUGAUGUAUUUUAAAUAAAUAUAUAUAUAUAUUUUUAAAAGAGUCUUUUUUACCAGUUCAAAAAGUUUAAUUAACCAGCAGUCACCACAUCUGAAUUUCUGUCUCUGGGGCAUAGAUGGCAGACCAAGAUUAAAAGUGGUAACUCAGUCAUUCGCAUGUGGGCUGCCUGCCUGGGUUGUCCUGCUGACGAUGGGACACAAAGGUCAUUGUGUUCCCAUAGGGUCUGGACUCAGCCCUCCAAGCAUUUGGUCUCUGCCCUGUUCGGCGGACUGUUGACUAGUCCCUGCAAGUGCUUUAGCCCAAGUGGGGUUUCCUCAGAGCACUGCCACGACUUACGCGUAUGUUUAGCCAAAUAAUUUCUCCAUAAGGGAAAAACACGCUCAUCCAGAUUUUACCAGCAAUGACAGAUGAGAGUAGGAAGGAUUAGGCAACAUCUGGGUUUUGAUUUGGAAAGUGUCCGAGUCACUGUCAAAUGAGAGCCAGUGAUCGUACAGAGAUUCCUAGGAGACCUCAAUUGAAAGUGUUAAGACCUCCUGUGAGGGGAGGAAUUGUUAAAAUGCCAGCGGCUUCCCCCCACCCCACCCCCCGUUUUUCUUCUAGAAUUCUUUUAAAAAAAAAUAAUAAAAUAAAAUGCAAAGAAAAUUGAGUGAUACUUGAGAAUUGAGGGUGAGGGUUACCGCAGAUUAGAAACAUACUUCUAGAUUUCAGUGUCACAGCACAAAUCCACACAAUGCCAUUUUUCAACUGUACAAGAGAAUCUGCUUAUGAAUUUGACAUGAUCUUAACGGUAGCGUCAAAGGCCGAAUUUUUCACCUGUUAAUAUUUUUCCACAUUUGUCCUUGAAUCCGAAUAACUAUACAGUACUGUAAAUUCAACUUAGAUCGAGUUUGAUGUCAAUUCUUGUGAAAAGAGCUUCUGCAUGUAACAGACACACAAAGAACACAGCAGAGUAUAAAAUUUGCAGGACCAAUUUGGGAACCAACAGAAAAUGUCACCUCUCAUUUGCCAUCUUAUAUAUCAGUUUUACCACCUACUUCUAAAUUUGUACAUUAUUUGUAAGGAAAAGAAGGAAAAAUCCUAAAACUGUCUAACUUAGUGGAGAAUGUGUGUGUUGGGUUUAGGAUGAUAGCAAAGUCUUAUUGAGCUGUGUUACCUAACUUGUAUAUAAAAAUUGUAAUUAAAAGUUUGGAUUCACCUGUUUCUUGCAGUUUAAAACAAGUAACUGCAACCUGGAAAUGUGACUAGUAUAUGAUUUAAGGCUAUAGAAGUGAGGAAGCUCUUCAAGUGCUAAAACUAAAGACUUCUAGUUUUUGGCUCAAAUUCAGCAAGUACUGUUUGUAUACCAGGAUAUGUGAGAUGUAAAUGUAAUAGGUCACUUUUCACCCUUGUAGCUAUAAAAUAAAAAUUUUGUAGAACAGAAAUAGCUUGUACUACUGAAUUAACAAAAGUUAUACUAAAGUAUCAUGUUUUUAAAAAUAUAUAUGUAUACAGAGUUAAGCUUGUUGCUGUUACCCUGUCUGGAUUUGAAAAGUGUGCAUAUAUAUAUAUAUAUAUAUAUAUAUAUAUAUAUAUAUAUAUAUAUAUAUAUAAAAUAUACAAGCACACAUCUAAAAUGGCCUAAAGCAGACAUCCAUGUAAUUACAGUUGCAAAAUGAAGACAUUUUAGAAAGAACAUUGUAUCAUAGUUCAUUCAUUUGCAGUGGAUCUUUGUUCCUUUUUACUGUGGUAAUUUUAGAAAUGAGUGUCCAGUUUGAAAUUAGAUAUGCUAAGUUGGGGUUUUGCUGCUUGAACUCUGCACUGGGUCCUCAAAUAAACCGAUGUGAAUGUAGUUUUUUCCCUCUGUGUGAAGAAGCAGCCACACCCCAACAGAAUAGGAGGAAAAAUCUAGAACUAUUUCAAGUUUUAUCUUUUUGUAUAUGAAAAUAAAAUAAUA